AUGGAGGGAGUCCUGUGGAAAUGGACAAAUUAUUGGACAGGCUGGCAACCACGCUGGUUUGUGCUGGACGAUGGAGUCCUGGUCUACUACAAAUCUCAGGAAGAAGUUAAUCAGGGUUGCAAAGGUUCGCUAAAAAUCACUGCUUGUGAAAUCUCAGUGAGUCAAGCAGAUCCUCUUCGUCUCGAUGUUACUGUUCCUGGGGAACAGCACUUCUACCUUAGGGCUUCCACAUCACAAGAAAGGCAGCAGUGGCUGGUAGCACUUGGCAGUGCCAAAGCCUGUGAAGGCCUCACAACAAAAGAUACAUACAGUGAACCAGUAUAUAUUUCAGUUCCCGAAGAAAGAGACAGUUUGAAAUCCAAACGAAGUGAAUUGAGGCUCUACUGUGAUUUAUUGAUGCAGCAAGUUCAUUCUGUGAAAGAUGCAGCUACACAAGCACCUCCAGAUGUUGAAAAACUGGACGAAUCCACGCACUUGCUCUCGGCCACUUGCGACACCUUCAUAUCGACCCUAGAAGAGUGUUUGCGGCUUGCCAAAGCCGAGUUUAACUACCAGUUGCCCCAUUCUACGAUCGACAAAGCACUCAACGGCUACAAUCACGACCCUUCCCAUUCUCCCGCGCCCAUAUCGCCGUCCGGUAGGAAAUCCUCACGUUCUAGUUCUAGAAUGUGA
Daphnia pulex (common water flea) is the source of this 672-nucleotide messenger RNA. RefSeq names its product pleckstrin homology domain-containing family A member 3-like. The transcript has 5 exons. The record is from RefSeq and is a predicted model, not a curated record. The coding region runs from base 1 to 672 and encodes 223 amino acids. Gene Ontology annotation, biological process: receptor recycling; retrograde transport, endosome to Golgi; endosome organization. Gene Ontology annotation, cellular component: recycling endosome; early endosome; trans-Golgi network. Lineage: Eukaryota; Metazoa; Arthropoda; Branchiopoda; Diplostraca; Daphniidae.